This is a messenger RNA of Carassius auratus (goldfish), 3661 nucleotides long. Its product is annotated as globoside alpha-1,3-N-acetylgalactosaminyltransferase 1-like. Bases 1443 to 2423 code for a protein of 326 amino acids. Gene Ontology annotation, molecular function: hexosyltransferase activity. Lineage: Eukaryota; Metazoa; Chordata; Actinopteri; Cypriniformes; Cyprinidae. Gene Ontology annotation, cellular component: membrane; Golgi apparatus; vesicle. The transcript has 7 exons. Gene Ontology annotation, biological process: carbohydrate metabolic process. The record is from RefSeq and is a predicted model, not a curated record.
GUUUUACAAAGCCUUCCUUAUAAUGCAUAGAAGAAGAAAAAAAACAUUAGCCUUUUACUCUCCAUGUCCCCAAUAUUAUGAAUAUUGUUUUUAUUAAGCUGAUCUUUAGGCUAACAGACGAACAACCCACUAUUUAAUAAAUUAAUUUGGUUGAUUAUCCACAGUGGGAGCAUCAGGUCUUCAGAUAGAAGAAUGAAUUAUGAAUUAAAUAAUUUUUGAAAAUUAGAUUAUUUCAUAUCAUCAGAGUAUGAGAAAGAAAAUGAAACGGAUGUAUUAGUAUUGUUUUAAUUUAUAUAGCAUGACAAGACAAUUAUUUAUCACAUAUAAUUAUCUGUCAUGCAGUUGAUAAAUUACACCACAAUAGGCUAAUGUGUCGUAUUUUGGGCACAUUAUCUGCAUGUCUAUGAAUAGAAUGCUUUAUUAAUAAUUUAUUUACUGAGUUUGGCCUUAUUAAAACACUGUUUUAAUGCAUUAAGCCACAUACUUUUAUGUUAAGGGUUUUAAAAUGUCCCAAUGAUUCAUUUGUGAGUUCGACUGGUCCAGAAGAUUAAACUUGCAGUAGCUAACAUCUUUUGAUUCAAUAAAACAGACGUAAUGAUGAGUCAAGAUAACAAUAGACAACUGUACAUAAUAAUGAAGGUUUUGUAAAACUGCACAGCGUUUUUAGAUUUUUAAACAACAUACUCUUUCCUACACCAACACAAGCUUUUAUUGUAGACUUAACAGUGUUCAGAACCUGUUAUUUAGAUCUGGUGUAGAGACUAUUUGGGGGAUAUUAUAAUGUACUGAAUUAUUCCGAUCAGUCAUUGGCUGUUAAACCGCCAGGGGUAGUUUGAUUGGUUGUUUGAGUCUCAGGUAGCUGGGACUGUUGUUGCCUGAACAACACCACACACAACACACCCCUCCUCCCUCCUUAUAGAAAAGGACCAUAUUUUCAUUAUCUGACCAUCCAGUCAGUCUACUUCUCAAAUUACUAAGGAUCCAACUGUUAAAACACAAUGCGAGUAAAUCCCUUUCUUCUGGUGUUGCUUGGCAUCUUGCUUAGUGGGUAUGUCAUUUUUUUUUUAAAUAUGUAGGUUUUAUUCUUGUCUGUGGCGUUUGGGUCUAAAAUAAAUAACCCAGUUGAAAGGGAAUGUUCAUGUUCAGUUGAAUCCAUGAAGUGUGUGAAAAUAUAUAUUUUUUCUUUUUGUGAUCUACAUAUUUUGUUCUGUUUUCUCCCGAAUUCUCCUGUAAAACGUAUCUCUCUCUCUCCCACUCAUUAAACUGUGCAUUAAAAAAUAAAAUGAUGCCAGCAUGAGCUCAUGCACUUCGGUAACGAGAUAUCAAGCAUACGGAAACAUUACACUGAUGGUUUAACUUAUUUCAGUAUGAUCCUAUUGCAACAGGUGUCGAAACGGUUUCCUCAUUCACAGAGUUCUGGAAUUACUCGAAAGUGAACGAGAAUGUUAAAUAAACUUAUUUUUUUGGGCUACACUUCCACCUCAGUUGGAUACAAAGAUAAAAGAUUUUGCCUCAAUCUAACAAAAGAGCACCAGGAAAACUCGAAAUUACAAUUACCGCAAGGGAUUUCAUACAAACAGCCCAGUGUAGUAGGACCAGAUGGCAAAGUUAUUGCCACGACGCCGUGGUUAUCCCCAAUUGUAUGGGAAGGAACUUUUGAUCCAUUCCUGAUUGAUACGAUCUACAAACAACAAAACAUCACCAUAGCAACUACAGUCUUUGCUCUUGGAAAAUACACUCAGUUUCUUAAAGAUUUCCUGGAGUCUGCAGAGCAGAAUUACUUUAUUGGAUUUCGUGUGCAUUAUUAUGUUUUCACUGAUCAACCAGAACAAGUUCCUGAAGUGAAACUGGGUGAAGAACGUCAGCUGACGGUGUUGAAAGUCCCUAGUUCUAACAGAUGGCAGGAGAUCACUUUACGAAGGAUGGAAAAGCUGGAGAAACUAAUUGAAAGUCGAUUGGUCAGUGAAGCUGACUAUAUUUUCAGCCUUGAUGUGGACACAAAGUUCUACGGCCGAUGGGGGUCAGAGUCUUUGGGUCGUCUUGUAGGUGUGAUACAUCCUGGUUACUAUCAAACACCACGUGAACAGUUCCCAUAUGAGCGCAGGCCCGAGUCUCAAGCGUUCAUUCCUCAUGCUGAGGGCGAUUAUUAUUAUGGUGGGGCUGUGAUCGGUGGCUUAGUGAAAGAUGUACACGAGGCUGCUAAAACCUGCCGGGAGCAACUGGACAUUGAUGCAGCUAAAUCCAUUGAGGCAGCUUGGCAGGAGGAGUCCCAUUUGAACAAGUACUUCCUUUAUAACAAACCCAGUAAGGUGCUCUCACCAGAAUAUUUGUGGCAGGACUUCAAACCUCACACAAAUGAAGUAAAAAUCAUUCGCUUCUCUCAAGUUAUUAAAAACUAUGCUGCAGUUCGUCCAAACCCAUAACAGAUGUAAAUGAUCACAUAUUUAUGGACUUUAUUCGGAAUUGGUAUGAAAUCACCUAACAGGCAUGUAAAUAUUACUGCAGUUUUUUCAGUUGGUUCAAAAUAAACAUGCACUAACGUUAGAAGUGCAGUAGUAUUGGAAAUGUCUUUUACAGGGUUGCAAAGAGGUGGACAUUUUCCAGAAACUUUCCAUGGGAAUAUAAUCUGGGGUAUUUUGGAAAUAUUUUAAAUUGGAAAUGGGAAUUAAAUGGAAAUUUAACUUUAAAAGAACAGCAUUUAUUCAAAAUAGAAAUCUUUUGGGUGAUGAAAAUUCAGCUUUUUAUUACAGAAAUACAUUAUACUCUAAAACACAAUAAAACAGAAAACCAUUAUUUUAAAUUUUAAUUCUUCAUACUGUUACUAUUUUGUUCUGUAUUUUUUAUCAAAUAAAUGCAUGUUUGAUGAGUGUAAGAGUGUAAAAAUAAUGGCAAAGGGCAUCUCAGGAACUGCACUUCACUGUUUUGAGUCUUACCUCUCAGAUAGGUCCUUCAAAGUACCUUGGAGAGGUAAGGUGCCCAAAUUGCAAAAUCUAACUACUGGAGUGCUUCAGGGCUCAGUUUUUGGACCACUUCUCUCCUCUGUGUACAUGGCAUCACUAGGUUCUGUUAUUCAGAAACAUGGCUUUUCACUAAUUCCUUGAAGUAUUGAUUGAUGAUCAGCUGACUUUCUUAGACCACAUUGCUAAAACUGUCGGAUCCUGCAGAUUUGCUUUAUUCAACAUCAAGAAGAUCAGAACCUUUCUUUCAGAACAUGCUACACAACUCCUUGUUCAAGCAUUUGUUCUGUCUAGGCUGGACUAUUGAAAUGCUCUCUUGUUCCUGCAAUUUAGCAGAUUCCUAAUUUAUUUCCAUGAAUUCCUGUUAACUCCCAUAUAUUCCCAUUUUCUAGUCUUGAAUAUUCUCUCAAUUUUGCAAACCUAAUUGUAUAUAACAAAUUAUGAAUAUUUUAUUAGCUAUUGUUUCACAUUUAUUCUCAUUUUCAUCACUCUGGAUUUAUUUUGGGUACACUGUCUCUUUUAAUCACAACUCACACUCACAACUCAAAACUGAUAGACUCAGGUUUGUUAGGUGAAGCACAAUUGCCAUCAACCAUUCAAGUUUUCAAGAAUGUGUAAAAAAAAAAAAAAAAAAAAAAUAGUAAAUAAUACAUACAAUACAUUCAAGAGAAAAUAAAGGCCAUAAUGAUUAAUUGUUUUCACCA